Erpetoichthys calabaricus (reedfish) is the source of this 2919-nucleotide messenger RNA. RefSeq names its product zinc finger protein 501-like. The transcript has 3 exons. The record is from RefSeq and is a predicted model, not a curated record. The coding region runs from base 571 to 1863 and encodes 430 amino acids. Gene Ontology annotation, molecular function: RNA polymerase II cis-regulatory region sequence-specific DNA binding; DNA-binding transcription activator activity, RNA polymerase II-specific. Gene Ontology annotation, biological process: regulation of transcription by RNA polymerase II. Gene Ontology annotation, cellular component: nucleus. NCBI's taxonomy places the organism in Eukaryota, Metazoa, Chordata, Cladistia, Polypteriformes, Polypteridae.
UCUACGCUUCGCUUUUAGCCCGCUUCGGAGCAGCCAUAAGAUAUGGUGUUUAGUUGCCUCGGUUGUCAAGCGCGACGUGUCUCGAUCCUUCUUACUGGAACCGAAAACAACUUAAAUAAUGGCAGCAUCUCGAUUUAAGGAAGGCUUACUCGCCGAACGCGCUUUUGUGGAAGACCUGCAGCAUUAUAGAGAGCGUGCCAUUACCCCAGUAGACUAACCUGCACUUGGUCGAAACUAAUUACAUCCCAGAAGGGGAAUUGAUUUGCUGUUAAAACGCUAAACCACCAUCAAAACGACAAAACAAAUUCAAAACAAACAACAAUCAAUUUUUAUUUGAAGUAUACGAACAGCUUAGAGUGAGAAGUAUAAAAAUGGCGAAAUCAAAAAUAAACUAAACAAAAACGAACUUACACUCCCCUGCGCUUUUCAUACGAGGAUCUCAACUCCCUGCGCCUGCGCGAGACACCGGCGCCGGGUUUAAAUUACUUGGCAAUACUGGAGCCAGCCUGACACGGACAUCCCGCGAAGACCUCUUACGAGGAAGAACCUGCCAUUUACUGUAACACAGAAAUGAGUGUGACAGAGGAGACAUGUCAGGCGGACAUGAAUACCAUGGAGAAAAGGACAGCAAAUAUUAAGAAGGAAGAGGACUGUGAUUGGGUAUCAGUUAGCAUUAAACAGGAGAGCCUGUGCGUUAAGGAGGAGGAUCGUGCAGAGGGACCAGUAGUCAUUAAACCGCUGGGGUCUGAAGAUUUGCAAGAGAUCUGCAGCCUCUCUUCAUCUUUACUAACUCGGACUUGUCAUCAUUGCACACAACAACCCAAAGAACAGAAUGAAAAUGUGAAACAAUCAACAUCUGGAUCAGAGAAUUGGAUGCAGGACUAUUUGCAAACUAAUUCCAUUAACACUGAAGAACUGGUGCAUAAUACAAAUUCGACAGCUUUGUAUAUGUGCCAAGGGGUGAGGAAGCAAUUAACACAAAAAUCUGAAAGCAGAGAUGAUUGCCAUAAUGAUCCAAAUAGCAGUGGCAAACCAUUUUCACAACAGCACAGUGUUAAGACCCACACACACCUUCACACUGGAGAUAAACCGUAUUGUUGUUCUGAAUGUGGUAAACGAUUUUCCAGGAGUGGCAAUCUUUCUGUCCACAGAAGAACUCACACUGGGGAGAAGCCAUAUUGUUGUGGCGAAUGUGGCAAACAAUUCACCAACAGCACUAACUUUCAGUGCCACACAAGAGUUCACACUGGAGAGAAACCAUAUCACUGCUCUGAAUGUGGUAAGCAAUUCUCUGGGAGGAGGAAUCUUUACAACCACACAAGAACUCACACUAAAGAGAAGCCAUAUUGUUGUUCUGAAUGUGGCAAACAAUUCACCACCAAACAUGGUCUUCGGGACCAUUCUAGAAUUCACACUGGAGAGAAACGAUAUUGUUGUUCCGAAUGUGGCAAACGGUUCACUACCAGUGGUGGCCUUUGGUCCCACAGAAGAACUCACAGUGGAGAGAAGCCAUAUUGGUGUUCUGACUGUGGCAAAGGAUUCACUACUCACAACAGCCUUCAGUGCCACACAAAAAUUCACACUGGACAGGUACCAUAUUGUUGUUCUGAAUGUGGAAAAGGAUUCACCACCAACACUGGCCUUCUGUACCACAAAAGAAUUCACACUGGAGAUAAUCUAUAUUAUUGUUCUGAAUGUGAUAAACGAUUCACAAACAAUAGCAAUCUUCAGUACCACAUAAGCUCUCACACUGGAGAGAAACCAUAUCGUUGUUCUGAAUGUGGCAAACAGUUCCGCAACAAAAGUGAUCUUAAGCAACACACAAGAAUUCACACAACCAAAAAAAAAUUCCAAAACAGCUAGACGCCCUACCCUCUUAUCAUCACUAAAUACCAACUUCAAAAAGUAAUGGCUUUUUAGAGAGACCAUGCAAGUGCUUUGCCAGGCCUUGACAGCAAAUCUAAGAGAACAACAAUACUGCAAAAAAAAUUGCUUCCAUGACUCAAAGGCACUGCUGUCCAGAAAGUACACAUACCAAGCCAGUGCUGAGAAGCUCUCGCCAAGAGUAUCCUGACGGAGUAGACUGAAGGAUGAAGAAUGAAGAACUGGAGGAAAGUGUGAAAUGUAACUCCAUACUACUCAAGUCGAGAGAUGUACCUUCAUGUGAUGGGCUUCAUUAUAUGAGAGCUUUACAUGUCAACUGAAAACUACUGUUACAGUGUGAAAAGGACCAAAAAAGAGCAGUUCAACCCAUAACAGCAUCCAUAGAAACUCCCCCAUUAAAAAGAAUAAAGCAGCUAAAGAAAAUAUACAGAAAAAAGUGGAAGAGAUGCUAUUAACUGGGGCAAAGAAAUCCAGAAAGAGCUCCUGAAUCUUGGUGAUGUGAAAAACUACACAAGAAAUGAUGAAUGAAGAAUACUGCAGAUGAGAAAGGGUGAGACAAAAAGAAGUACCACAUUUCAAACGUUUUAUUGUACAAAAACACUACACGAUCAAAUAAAUUUUAUUACGACACAAGAAAGGGAAUACAAAAUAGAACUGUGUUUUAAAACUGAUGUCUUCAAGGUGGUGGCCAUCAUUAGCAAUACACUUUUCGAGACGAUUUCUGAACACUCGUAUGACUCGUUCGGCCAUUUCAUGGUGAAUAGUGUCUUUGAGGGCUUCAAGGUUUUGAGGUCGUUGUGUGUAUAUCUUCGACGUGAGAGAGCCCCACAAGAAAAAAUCUCACAGAGCGAAAUCAGGCAAAUGUGAAGGCCACCCGACACCGUCACACAGGGUGAUCAGCUUCCAUUGAAACAUCUCCUGCAAAACUUGCAUGGAUCUCCACGCCGUAUGAGCUGUUGCAUUUCAGUGUAAAGUUCUGAAUUGAUGGUGACUGUUGCUCCCCCCCUCCUCAAAUUCUGUAAUGACGCACCAAAC